Messenger RNA from Aricia agestis (brown argus), 1523 nucleotides. Its product is annotated as surface protein-like. Bases 89 to 742 code for a protein of 217 amino acids. Gene Ontology annotation, cellular component: cytoplasmic vesicle. NCBI's taxonomy places the organism in Eukaryota, Metazoa, Arthropoda, Insecta, Lepidoptera, Lycaenidae. The record is from RefSeq and is a predicted model, not a curated record. The transcript has 3 exons.
CUGUUUUCUUUUCUACGCUAGAAGUGUGAGCUGCGUUCAUAAAAUUAUAUAUUACAAUUUUCAACAAAUUCAUUUGAAAUUAGCUAAAAUGCAGAAACUAUUUGUAAUCCUUCUUAUUUCUUUCUCUACGUGUUUGAGUACAGCGACAGAACCGCCAAUCGCACAAGAUGCUACCAAGGCUCCAUUGCUAGAAUCUACCAAAUCUGAAGUUACUGUAGUGCCAACUGCCACCCCUGUAGUUGAUAAAAAGGCGGCUGAAGCAUCAACUAAACCAGAAGCAUCUGUUACACAAAAAGCAAACAUAACUGAGGCUCCGAAAGUGCAAGAAAAUGCCACUCAAGCUCUGUCCACAAACCGAACCGCCACCAAGACUGAACCAGACAACAAAACAACCGACAAGAAAGAGGAAACACCCAAAUCUGAUUCAAAGAAAGAGGACUCUCAAAACACAUCUGUGAUCCCAGCUAAAGAACAGACUCCAAAGAGCGAAGAAGCCCCUGCCCCUCAAGAAACUAAACCAAAGGUUGAGCCGGUCCCACCUAAGAGUGAUGUGGCUCCCAAGAACAGCACAACAACUACUGUAGCUCCCAAAGCUGACGAGACACCUGUACUCCAAGCUAGAGGGUUCGACGGUCCCAGUUUCAUUGGUGGCAUUAUUUUGACUCUGGGUCUUUUGGCUAUUGGGUUCAUGGGCUUCAAAUACUACAAGAACCAAACUGAGAGAAACUAUCAUACUCUCUAAGAAUCUAUUUUAGUUUGUAAGUGCACAUAUCUGUUUUAUUUUAAACUGAAGGAAAUUUACUUUUGAAAUUAUUUUUGCUACUUUUUUUAUUUUAAUGUGCACUGUAUUUUCUGUUUGUGGAGUCAAAAACAGGGUUCCUUCAUAGAUUCUAAAAGUUUUUGUACCUAAUGGAUACUUUUUCGAAUUUAUAUCUCUUAAGUCUCAUUUCUCGUAGUUUUUAAGUUAAAGUUUCCAAUGUAUGUGCAUUUGUUUCUUUUUUUCUUUGUACAUAUUUAAAAUGUUAUAUAAUUGUCUGAAUAUAAGAAAUGCCUAAUAGUAUAUAAAUUUGAUAUUAUAUACCUUUAUUGGUAGGUGUAAAAGAAUUAGAAUUUAUUAUUUGUUUUCAAAUUUUAUAGUAUAUUAUGUGUAAAGAGAGAGUGCAAUUUUUGGCUUUGGAUGUUUCUAUAUUAAAUUUUCUGUGCCAUGUCUAAAACACCUGGUUUCCUUAGACUUUGAUAUUUCACUUUGCCUCUACACAUUAGAUUAAGAACAAUGUGAUAAAUAUUGGUUUGGCACAAACAAAGUAGUCGGAACACCUAUUUUUAUUGCAAAUGCUUGAUCUGGAAUGGAAUCUCGUUUUUAGGUUUGUGCUAAACCGAUCAAACAUUUUUCAUGGUUUUGUAAACUUGGGAAAGAUGAUUCCAUCCUAAAGUGCUCUUAAAUCUGGUCUAUAUGAUUAUAUCAGAAGUGUUACUCCCGAAUCACCGUCGACAGCUAAUAUGAAUAAAGUAUAUUAAUUAAA